This is a messenger RNA of Annulohypoxylon truncatum, 3202 nucleotides long. Its product is annotated as SNF2 family N-terminal domain-containing protein. The coding region runs from base 143 to 3202 and encodes 1019 amino acids. The transcript has 11 exons. NCBI's taxonomy places the organism in Eukaryota, Fungi, Ascomycota, Sordariomycetes, Xylariales, Hypoxylaceae. The record is from RefSeq and is a predicted model, not a curated record. Gene Ontology annotation, molecular function: ATP-dependent chromatin remodeler activity; ATP binding.
UAUGUAACGUCGAAGUCACAUACGUAUUCCUACCUUACUCCUACUAUCCAACUUGACCUAUUCUAUAUCAAUAAUAUCGACUUGUCUUAGUUCCUACCUAUUCGUAAAUACAUGCCGAGGUUUAAGGGGCUCUUGACAAGAUAUGGACGAGAACGCUGAGGGUAUCUACGCAAGGCCUCCAACCUCGCGAAUCAAGCGGUCUUGGGAGAGCAUAAACCACCGGAGUGAUAGCUCAUCAGCGGCAUUCGUCGACUCUGUGAAGAAAGCCCGUAUCUCUGAAUCGGUAAACUUCCAGCAUUUAGAUGUACCUAAGGUUGCCAGCUUCAAAGAGCCUGUUGUUUUACCCCCAAUUCACACCCUAGGAUUUGAAUAUGCACCAUCCAUCAAACCGAUCGCACCUAGCCCCCCAGUCAUCCGAGGGAGCUAUCUCUCAUCGCCCCUAGCUAAUGUCGGAUAUUCAGGCUAUUAUCCUCCUAAUACCCUAUAUCAAGAACAAGCUCUGAUAAAUCGGGACCUGUGGGCGCAGACACACGAACCUAGGCAACAGUGGGCACUACAAAAUAAAGAACGGCAGUCCUUCAACUCCACGAACAACAUUUACGCCGAUUGGCCAGUUCCAAACUUAUCAUCAUUCCAAGAGCCCACAAGGUAUGAGGAACAGACACGUUGGGUAGCUUCGGGGUGUGCACAGCGAGGACAUUGUAUGGCUCUAAAUGAUAUCACAAGUUCAGUUGCAGAAAAUAACGAUAUCGACAUGAAUAAUAUAACUGAGGACAACAGCUGUAUUAAUGAUCCGUGGGAUGGAAGGAAUGCACAACCUGAGAAUGACAUUUAUGGUCUUGUAUCAUCUUCGAAAUCGCCUUCUAUAUUCCAGGAUAUGGACGACGAUAACCCAGUCGCAAGCGGUAAAAUUUCCAAAGAGACUUCAUAUGACUCCUGUUUUGGCAUGAUUAUCCUGGAAGAUUUCAACGCCCAUGUAGGCCUUUUUAACGGGAAGGCUACUAGAGAAGUUUCUCUCGAAGUAAGUGGGGGUAUGGUAAUCAUUCAUGAGGCGAAAUCAAACGAGUACGGGGGCCUUCUCAAUCGCAACGCGUCUCGUAUCGUUUCCGACUUAGUUAGGAAUUACGACGUCGAACUCUCAGCAUCCAUGAAGAGCCCGACUGAGAUCGAAGUCUUAAUAUACGGCAGAUUCGAACAAAGAGAAGCUAUUGGGGACAUGUUGCUUGAGCGGGAUUGUUUCCUCCAGCAGCCGGAAUCGUAUGAUGUCUCACGGCCGUACGAUAAUCCUCAGUGUCUCUCUAACCUAGAUGGACAAGAAUCAUUCUGGGAGAAUAACGAAUCAUCCCCAUCUCAGAGCGCGGUAUUACAUGAGAAAGAGAAGAGUAGGGUUGUCGAGCUUUUAGACUCUGCGACUGGUCCCAUAAGCUUUAGAAGAGUCCCUAUUUCCGAUAUUCUUAUCUCAAAAUUGAAAGAGCAUCAAAUCAAAGCGCUCUCCAUGAUGACAGAGAAAGAAUCAGGAAAUAUUUGCGAAGCGGAAUUCCCUUCUGUGUGGUCUAAGAGUUCCAACACAAAGUUCUCAAACAAUAGAUUCUACAAUCAUGUCACCCAGAGCUAUACCUCACGGACACCGAGUGUAUGUCUCGGCGGUCUUCUUGCAGAUGAAAUGGGUCUUGGGAAAACCUUAACGACAUUAGCACUUAUUGCGACAUCCUUGAAUGAUGACAAUUCGACCUUGAUAGUGUGUCCUAUGACGACUAUCACCUGUUGGCGAGACCAGAUUGAAAGACAUUUUAGGAAAGGAUCUCUUACUUACAAGAUUUACCAUGGAUCAACAAGGGGCUAUGAUGUCGCUACUCUAAAGAGGGUCAAUAUAGUUCUGACAACAUACGAGACCCUAAGGGCUACGUUGCCGGUGGAAGAUGGUGGAAGACGAAGAUCAAAACACUGUAGGAAGCUUGGUCUCCUGCACAGCAUCAACUGGUAUCGAAUUGUCCUAGACGAAGCUCAUAUCGUGAGAAAUCGUGCUACGAAGACGUUUCAAGCUGUGAACACGCUCAAAGCUAGGCAUCGCUGGUGUUUAACCGGUACGCCGAUCCAGAACCGCUUGGAAGACCUAGGAGCUCUUGUUGAAUUUCUAAAAGUCGAUCCGUUUGAUGACCCUAGCACCUUCAAGAACACCUUUCUAACCCCAAUCAGUCAAGGGGAACAGUCUGGAUGGGAACGACUUAGGUUGUUGGUUAGGUCCAUUGCCUUACGUAGAACCAAAAAGGCUCUUGACUCUGACCUCAACCUCCCCCUUCGAUACGAAAUUGACCAUAUGGUUGAUCUGGAUGACAAUGAGAAAGCUCUUUAUGAUCUAGUCAAAAGGAAUUUCGCCAUGGCUACCGACUCAGGAGGCCCAACCAUGAAAACAUUCCAACUUAUUCUUCGACUUCGACAGGUUUGCAACCACGGAAGCGACUUGCUUCCCCAUAGUCUACGGUCUUGGCUUCAUGAGGCUUCUGCAUUCGAUGCUGCCUUUCCUCCACUUCAGAGAUGCGAACAAUGCGACACGACCAUCGAUGAGGAAGGUGAAUUAUCAUCUUGCCUACUUUCGUGCUUCCACCAGGUUUGUCGUACCUGUCUUGCGAUUGAUGAUUCCCUCGUCAACAGCACUAGUCCCAUUUGCCCCUUAUGCGACGGCGACCCAUUCGGAGAAGGCAAGAAAGCAAACGUUGCGUGGAGGACGACACCCGAGUUUGAAUCAAACAGUUAUCGCCCUUCAUCGAAAGUUAAAGCUUUACUCCAGAAUCUGCAAAACGAUCGCCAAGCUGCAGUCGCAUCUAUCCAGCCAUCAGCGAAAAGUGUAAUAUUUUCGACGUGGACCAGCAUGUUAGAUCUCAUUGGCAAAGCAUUAUCUGCGAAUGCUUUUAAGUACCAAAGGCUCGACGGAAGCAUGAAUCUGAGACAGAGAGGUCACGCACUGGAGGACUUUCGCAUGAAUCCGAACUGCACAAUAUUGCUUGCGUCUCUCGGAAGCGCUGCAGUUGGACUUGACCUCACUAUGGCCACCCGUGUUCACUUAAUGGAGCCAGGAUGGAAUCCUUUGCUUGAGCAACAAGCCAUAGACCGCAUCCAUCGUUUAGGACAAGAUAGGGAGGUUAUCGCUACGCGUUAUAUUGUGUCGGGCUCGGAUUCAAUUGAACAGGUCAGUUCACAGUAG